Molecule: messenger RNA, 1797 nt
Organism: Phanerochaete carnosa HHB-10118-sp
Lineage: Eukaryota; Fungi; Basidiomycota; Agaricomycetes; Polyporales; Phanerochaetaceae
Exons: 5
Coding region: 1-1209 (402 amino acids)
Source: RefSeq, a predicted model, not a curated record
AUGGAGAGAUUAUCUUUGGCGACGAUCGCCUCGGGUGCGCAGUAUGAGUACGCUGAGCCAGGCGCUUCGGCGGGAAGCGAGAAUAGCAUCGCAUACGACGUUGAAGACUCGAACGGCAAGAACCACCAAGGCGCCGACGUGGGCGAGAUAAAGAUCGCCGUGACAGACAACCCGCCUGAGGUCACAUCCCCUGGCGACAAAGACUGUGUGUUUCCUUGCGAGGUCACCGAGCUCAUCAUCGAUCAUGUUGACCAGCUGCAGUCUCGUGGUGUACUGCCGAAACACAUCACGGUCCAAAUCCAGCCUCCGCAGAAGACUGGCUAUUGCGGCUCAGACUCCCCAGAAGACCCCGAUGCCACUUUAUACAAAUUCUACACCUUCAUUUCCCAGUCUUCCCCAUCGAUUACCCACAGUAUCCGACUGUUACGCAUCUACAGUGGAUCGUCUCGAUACGGCCCGGUGUCUCUUGCGUCUGUUUGGGACGUAGUCAUCAAACUGCCUUCCCUCCGCACUCUUGAUAUCGCUUCCACAACAAUCGUCGGUCGUAUCCAGAAUCGGGACGCGGUUCACUCCUUUGCAUCUUUGCAAUUAAGCCAGUUCACGAAGGUUGAUAUAUACACUCUACUUGACCUGCUCUUGCUCUCUCGCAACCUAACAUCACUCAGCCUGCGCUCAACUUCAAGAGUUUACAAGUAUUCCACAGAUGGCAUCAAUGCUUACACGAACCAGGUGCCGCCAGCGUGCGUGGCCUUACGUAGCCUAGAGCUGGCCGAAAAGGGUACCAUCCCUCUAUUUGCAGGCCCUCUACUCCCCAUGCUAUCUGCGAGCACGCUGACCCGCCUUUCCCUACGCUGCUUCGUCACCAGCGGAGAUGUGGCCACGGGCGAUACCGGCAAGCUCAUUCAUCACGCUCACCGAACACUUGAACAUGUGGGUCUGAACUUGACCUCGUCGACGGUCGAUAAAGGAACACAAGAAACGGCUAGCACCGGCCUCAAUCUUGGUCUGUGCACGUCGCUAGUCUCAUUUGACCUCGCUCUGUCUUGCACAUGCAUAUUUCUGCAGCUUUUCGUUCGCACACUUUUCAACGAACUGUUCUCUCGACGCACGGAGUAUGACUCGAUCAAACUCUACACUCAAGCAUGCCACUUCACUCGAAUACCAGAGUUCGUUUGGCCUGGGGUAGUUAUGGACGCGCAAGAGCUGUAACACCUCAAGAUCGUGAAGUUUUUGUAGCAGCCAUGCCUCUGUUACAUGCUCGCGGACGGCUCUACUUCCACCCCGAUGAUGACCUCGACUCCUCUCUUCUGCGGGAUGCUUGUCACGAAUAGAUAGCAAAUAAUCUCAUCAUGCAUGAGCACAUAUCGGAUGUCCGGCAGGUAAGAGCUCUGAGCCAUCUCGUUGCAAACAGUGACUAGCGGGAGACGCUGAUUUGUCACUUCCAGUUGGCCUCAACAAGUGGCCAGAAGACGUCCACAGCUCGUUGUUCGCUGGCUCGAGAAACGCACGGCACACCAAGACAGAAGCGCGUAAUUUUGAGGUUCCUUCAACGUAUCCUGAGAGAUUUUGUAAAAUCUCAUCAAUAUUUCAGCAGGGGUGCAUGUCGCGAGCUCGUAAGACAUGAUAUGGUUGGUAGCGGCCGACGAGUUCGCGUUUGAAAAUUGACGCUACUAUAAUCUGGCGUUCUCACGAUCAGAGACUGAUUAGAAAGCUAUAUUUACUGGGUUUUACAAUACAGCUUACUUCAUAGUAAGGUCCGGUAUUCCCACGAAUACAAGUUCAGAACUCUCACGAGCA